Molecule: messenger RNA, 816 nt
Organism: Trichoplax adhaerens
Lineage: Eukaryota; Metazoa; Placozoa; Uniplacotomia; Trichoplacea; Trichoplacidae
Exons: 4
Coding region: 1-816 (271 amino acids)
Biological process (GO): phosphatidic acid biosynthetic process
Cellular component (GO): membrane; endoplasmic reticulum
Molecular function (GO): 1-acylglycerol-3-phosphate O-acyltransferase activity
Source: RefSeq, a predicted model, not a curated record
AUGGGCGAUAGUAAUUUCUACUACGUAGCCGUAACUAUUUUGCUAAUUGUUACAGCAAUGUAUUGGCUAUCCAGCGCAGUACGUUUUUACGUCAGACUCGGAUGUUUUACCCUAAUCGUUAUAAUUCUAGCCAAUGUUGUAUCGAUCAUCGCUCUAGUAUAUCCCCGUAAUUUAAACAGUUAUUAUAUAUCAAAGUUCUUUGGUAUUCCGUUAUUGUGGUUACUUAAACCAAUAUUAAAUAUAAAGGUUAAGGCUCGCGGUUUGCAACAUUUCAAGCAAUGUCAAAGCCCUUAUAUAAUCGUUUGCAACCAUCAAAGUUCGCUAGAUCUUUAUCCAUUGCUUCGAAUUGUUCCACCAAAAACGGUUGCUGUAGCUAAGAAAGAAUUACUCUAUACACCAAUAAUCGGACAAGCAGCAUGGCUUACCCAUACCGUUUUCGUUGAUCGUGGAGAUCACGCCAGUGCUGUAGAAACUCUAAAUAAAGUUAUACAAGAAAUGAAAAAGAAAUCGUUUAAUUUAUGGGUAUUCCCAGAAGGGAAGAGAAAUCAAACUGGUAAAGGAAUGUUACCGUUUAAAAAAGGAGCUUUUCACAUAGCUCUUAGAGCACAGAUACCUAUUGUGCCCGUUGUAAUUCGACCUUAUGAGCAAUUCUAUAAUCGAAAGGAAAAGAAGUUGAGACGAGAAGGUAACAUGUAUGUGACGGUCUUGGAUCCAAUCGACACGGAAGGAUUAAGCUUAGAUGAUACUGGAAGUCUGGCCGAAAGUACGCGACAAAAGAUGCUGGAAGUCCUACAAGAAUCAGAUGAUAAUAUGUAA